Molecule: messenger RNA, 993 nt
Organism: Sordaria macrospora k-hell
Lineage: Eukaryota; Fungi; Ascomycota; Sordariomycetes; Sordariales; Sordariaceae
Molecular function (GO): FMN binding
Source: RefSeq, a predicted model, not a curated record
AUGUCCACCGAACCCCAAACCGCCGCCGAGAAGACGGCCGCCUUCGAGAAGGUCCUCGGCCGCAACCCCCACGGCAACUUCAAAGAAAUCGAAGCCUCCCGUCCAGCCUACGACCCCUCUCCCAAAUUCACCUACGUCCAAACCCCCCAGCCAGACUGGACUUUCGGCUCGGGCGCCAACCAACUUGCCUCCACUACUCCUUCCCCCCAUGAACCCUCCACAGAAGCAGCCGAACCCAAGGAAGUCGAAGAAAAGAAGAAGCAAAUCGUCAUCGACCCCUACACCGAAGGUCGUCCCCCAGCAUUUAACUACAAGCUCCUGAUCUCCGCCAUCGUCCCGCGCCCCCUGGCCCUCGUCUCCACGCGCUCCUCCGACGGCACCGUCGAGAACCUGGCUCCCUUUUCUUACUUCCAAGUGAUCGCCCACGACCCGCCCCUGUUCACCCUGGGCUUCGUCUCCCCUCUAUCCCCGUCAUCGCGCGCCAAGGAUUCUCUGCGCAUCCUGCACGAGACAGGCGAAUGCGUGAUCAACAUUAUCUCCUCGCCGUACAUCGAAGCCGCCAACGCGUGCAGCGUCAACUCGCCGCACGGGGUGUCUGAGUGGGUCAUCAGCGGGCUUUCUCCCGCGUACGACUGCGAGACUGUCAAGGCGGCCAGGGCGAGGGAGGCGUGUUUCGCGGUCGAGUGCAAACUUGUCCACGUCAAAGAGUUUGAGAGCCGGAGCAAGCCGGGCGAGACGAGCACCACGCUUGUUGUGGUGGAGGGGACGCGGUUCUGGGUGGAUGAGGACGCGGUUAAUAAGGACAAGAAUUUGAUGGACAUGGAGGUUUAUCGCCCCUUGGCGAGGAUGGCGGGGAUUACGUACGGGGUUGUUAGGGAGGGGCUGGAGUUGCAGAGACCGGAUUUUGAGAGGGAUGUGGGGGGUAAAGAGGGGUAUGAGAAGUUGAAGAGGGAGUGGGAGGGGAAGAACGGGAAGGGGAAGCAGAAGCAGUAG